GAGGUCCAGCUUCAAAAAGGGGGAAAAUACACCGUGACAAUGGCAGCAUCCAGCAUCGCGUAGACUGAACGAUUGAUAACGGGCGAAGCGGCCCUGCAAAAUGGGUGUGUGCCGACCGACUAGCUUAAUUAUCCGCUGAAAACGAAAGAUUUGAACGGCAUGCUGAAGUACUAGCGCGUUUCCUGGAAUACGAAUCCUUCCGUAAUUGAAAAUGGAAUGGCAGGGGAGAACAGUACCGUGUUGCCUCAAUCCUUGAGAGGCGCGUCCACCUGCUAAUACCAGAGGCUCGGACAGCGGCUGAUGGCGGAUGGGGAUCAUGCAAGGGACGUGUUUGUAUUUCGGAGGAAAGACGCAUCUCUGAUAUUAUCAAAGGCGACGGAAACGGAUCCCAAAACGACUGGAAAAACGCAGUUUGGGUGCAUACGUCGGAGCAGUUACAUCUGGAUCCUGGUGGAGUGUGUAAGGCCUAUUUGUCAUCCUCCCUUCUCUAAGCCAAUGGAAGGUUCAGACAGUUCUGAGCAAGGAGGCAGCGACCAGUCAGAGUCGCAGCGCCGAAGGCAGUUGGAUAGGCUGGACAGAGAAGAAGCCUUCUACCAGUUUGUGAACAACCUGAGUGAGGAAGAUUAUAGACUCAUGAGAGACAACAACCUACUGGGGACCCCAGGUGAAAUCACAGAGGAGGAGCUGCUGAGUAGGCUUCAGCAGAUCAAGGAUGGUCCAGAGCAGCUUGACAGCAACAGUACUAGUCUUGAGAGUGGAGAAGGCACAGGAGAUCCGCCCGAAGCUUCUGAGGAUUCGUCCAAUGGCGACACCCUCCUAGACUGGCUAAACACAGUCCGAAGGACGGGAAACACUACGCGAAGUGGUCACCGUGGCAACCAGUCAUGGCGGGCAGUCAGCCGAACCAACCCGAACAGCGGGGACUUCCGUUUCAGUCUAGAGAUCAACGUGAACCGCAACCUUGCGGAACAGCAAGCCAGAGCCGAAGCUGGUGAGGCCCAGGAGACUGUAGAGAUGCCUGGAGUUGUAGUUGAGGCCGAGCCCAUCGAGACGCCAAUGGAAACUGAGGAUUCUGUGUUGGAGCCUGUGUUGGAGCCUGUGUUGGAGCCUGUGUUGGAGCCCGUGUUGGAGCCUGUGUUGGAGCCUGUGUUGGAGCCUGUGGUGGAGCCUGUGGUGGAGCCUGUGGUGGAGCCUGUGGUGGAGCAUGUGGAGCAUGUGGUGGAGGAGCUGACAGUGACAGUGGAGCCUGAGCCAGAGCUAGGGGCUUUACCAGUGCCUGAGGCGGAAGCAGAUGCUGGUUUUGUACCUGUCCCGCUGGUGGAAGAAGCCCCUUAUGUAGUACCAGAGGUUGUAAUAGCUGCAUCAGUGCCCUCCAGCCCACCUGCUAGCCCGCUGGUUGUAACCCCACUUUCCCUCCCACCAUUACCUCCUGUCCAGGCCCCAGCCCCUUCCAACCUUCACACAGAGGAGCCCCUUCGCCGGGGCCAGAGGAGAGCCCGCAGCCGUAGCCCUGAGCAGCGUAGGACCAGGGCUCGCACGGCCAGGAGUCGCUCCCCCCUCACCCUGGAGCUUCUGGACUCCCACCCCCGGCAAGCCCCUAACACUCACAGCCCUGAAACCUUUCCUGUAUCCCCUCCGGAGGGGAGCUCCAGGACUCGACAGCAUGUGCUGUCCAGGCAGAGCACAGCCGAAUACGAAGCGCAGCCAGCUAGGGCCGGACUUGGAGCUGGAACAGGAGCCCCAGAGAGAACCAGUCCCCCACCACCACCAGAGGGAGAGGCCACAGGCGGGGAAGCAGGGGCAACUAACAGGCGGCCCCCCACCAUCAUGCUUGAUCUUCAGGUGCGUCGGGUGCGUCCAGGAGAGUACCGUCAGAGGGACAGUAUUGCCAACCGCACUCGGUCUCGCUCCCAGAACUCCAACAAUACAUUUCUGUACGAGAGCGAGCGUGGAGGGUUCCGGAGAACCUUCUCACGGUCCGAACGUGCCGGUGUACGGACAUAUGUCAGCACCAUCCGCAUCCCCAUACGGCGGAUCUCAGAUGCAGGUCUGGGCGAAGCCACCUCCAUGGCGCUCCAGUCAAUGAUCCGUCAGAUCAUGACAGGUUUCGGAGAGCUCAGUUACUUCAUGGACUCUGACUCGGAUUCCUCAGAUUCGAACCGUGGUGCCAACCCACCGGCGGACCUAGCAGAGGCCCUUGGUAACCCGGAUGCUGCUGUAGCUGCUGCGGCUGCAGCUGCAGCUGCUGUGGUGGCAGAGCCUGCUGUGGUGGCAAGCAUACCUGUUGGCCUCGGGACCCCCGAGGCAAGGACAGAAGAGAGGGAUGGAGAAGAGGGGCUGGGGUCUGGGUCCUCAGCCAGAGGUGGUGGCGGAGGCAGCCGGGCCCGGCCCCGGGCUCCCAUUAGUCUGGAGGAGCCCAGCUCCCUCCCUUUCCUCCGCCUUGCCCACUUCUUUCUUCUGAAUGACGACGAUGAGGACCAGCCGCGGGGGCUGACCAAAGAGCAGAUUGACAACCUGUCCACGCGCAACUUUGGUGAGAGUGACGCGCUCAAGACCUGCAGUGUGUGUAUCACAGAAUACACUGAAGGAAACAAGCUGAGGAAGCUGCCCUGUUCACACGAAUACCAUGUCCAUUGCAUUGACCGGUGGCUAUCAGAGAACUCCACCUGUCCCAUUUGUCGCAGGGCAGUCCUGGUAUCCACCAAUCGGGAAAGUGUGGUGUAGCAGCAGGAAAGCUAGGAGGGGUCAUUCACAGUCAGGGUCAGUGCUCCUCCAAACCCAGCCUCUUACACGCCAACAAAGAUCUGAGGGUAUAUCUUAGGAGUAAGCAUUGGGGCGACAGUACAUUUCCUCUGAUUGGCUAGUUGGUAUUGUUUCCAUUUUGUUUUGGUCAUGGUCCAAUCCCUUCUGAAGUCCACCAGUGCCUGGGGGAAGGCUAGGUCUGGGGAGGUUGCUUUGGAGCCUAACCAGUCUCACAGGAGACUAGAUCAUUCAUAGCAACAGCAGCAGUCCUCUUUUAGUUAAACCACAGUGUCUGUUACCUCAGGCUCUAAGAUGUUUUAGAUUUCUCAAAAUUUAUAAUGUUGAUGUUUUAUUAUCCCAACCCCACAUCCCCUCAAGCCAUCAGUGAUAAAUAUCCUUUAUACCAGGAUGUGGGUGGACAGGUAAGGCUUUGGUGUAUAAAUCAACUCUCCUAUCGACUGGCAACUCCUGAUUGUGACAGCAUAAUCAUGUUGAAAGGCUGGUGUUGAAUAGGAUAUAAGACAAAAGGGGAGAAAUGGGAAUGCUACAGAUCCUCUGGCCUUUUCUCUAUUUACUUGAGACAAAAGAAACUGCUAUUAAUAUUUUGGAGUGGCACAGAUUGUCAAGUGUUGAAGAUUACAGAAUGAUUUUUAAGUUAAAAGUAUGUACAAUGUUGUACAGUCUUUAGAGAAAACAUUUGAGUAAGUUAAUAGAAUUAUGUUUGGAAUGCCGACAUUUAUUUUUUGAAUCCCACGCCAUCCUCAUGGCCGUUAAUUCAUCAAGAGUGAUUGUUUUACACCUGAGAUCUCAAACCGUUUCAGACGUAGUGGUGUUUGUGUAGUCACCAUCAAAUGUUGCUUUGAUCCCAACAGAGCAGUCAAGUUUUUCUGUUGUGACCCCUGAACAAUAAAUACAAUUUUUUUUGAAUUUUCACUGAGGAGAUCAAAACUCAGAUUUUAAAAGAUUUAACAUCUGACUGAUUUCAAAAGAUAAAAAAACAGGCAGUCAUCUGGUGUUAAAUGUUUACAGGACCUGACCUGAACCCCUAGAUGUGGACAGUUCAUCUGCCCCUUCCUAGCAGAUGAAUUGGAUGUCAGUGCAAUAUACACAAAUGGGGAAACAUUUGAAAAGUCAUUCAAAAAACAUUAUGAACAUGUAAUAUUAUUUCUAAAAUAUUGUGUAGACUGUUAAAAAGUUUCACUUAUAUGAAAGGUUACCUAUUUAAAAUGUUAUACUUUGCUCUAGCUUCAUUUUUAUUUUUCUGUACAUUUGAGGCACUGCUCCAUGGUUCUGAAUUAUGAGCUUUGGGCAAAAAGGGGGAUAUCUUAUUUCAUUGUGCCACCUCUUAUAAGGUUUCUCAUGUUGGCACAAGUGAACUUUUCCCCCCUGUAAGAUUAUUUGUGUGGAAAGUUCAAGUCUCUUAUUGUUAAAUAGCAAUUAUAAAAGAUUUUUUUUUUUUUU
Hypomesus transpacificus is the source of this 4203-nucleotide messenger RNA. It is a transcript of the gene rlim, whose product is annotated as ring finger protein, LIM domain interacting. Gene Ontology annotation, cellular component: cytoplasm; nucleoplasm. Bases 301 to 2724 code for a protein of 807 amino acids. Gene Ontology annotation, biological process: protein ubiquitination; ubiquitin-dependent protein catabolic process; random inactivation of X chromosome. NCBI's taxonomy places the organism in Eukaryota, Metazoa, Chordata, Actinopteri, Osmeriformes, Osmeridae. Gene Ontology annotation, molecular function: ubiquitin protein ligase activity. The record is from RefSeq and is a predicted model, not a curated record. The transcript is spliced from 4 exons.